CUUUUCACUACCAGAAAACCGUACAUUCUCCAUUGCUCUACCUUCCUCGCCCACCACUUACCAAUUUUCAAAUGGACGUCUUCUUUGAAACUCAAAGAGGCAGACCAUUCUCCAUUGAAGUGGGUUUCUUUGACACAGUCUUAGAAAUCAAAGAAAAGAUACAAAAAUAUCAAGGCAUACCCGUUAACAAGCAAACCCUAAUUUUCAAUGGCCAAGUUCUUCAAGACGAUCGUGAUGUAGAACACUGUGAAAUCCUUCAAAACUCUCACAUUCAGCUUUUGAUUGCUCCUGAUAAUGAUAAACCUCAAAUCAAGGUCGAAGAAUCUUCUCCUUCCAAGAAAAUUCAACUCAGUAUCAAGAUUCCAUCCUCCAAAUUGCAUGUCCCUCUAGAAAUGGAUUUGAAUGAUACCGUUUUACGUUUAAAAGAAAAGAUACAAGAAAUGGAGUCUGUUCCAAUUCACAGAUUAAUACUCCAGUCGAACGGUGGAGAAUUGCAGGAUAAUCGAUCACUACAUGAAUGUGAACUGAUGGAAAAUAGUGAAAUAAAUGUGAAUAUAAGGCCAUCACCAACUUGUUCAGGGACAGGGUCAACAGGGGCCGCCGCCACCACCACUGGAACAAAAAAUAAGCUGAAGCUGAUGGUGCUGACGAAGUGCGGGACUAAGAAGAUACCGGUGGAAAUGAACGCAUCGGAUAAUGUUGGAGAGCUUAGAAAAGAGUUGCAGAAGUUGCAUCAGAAGCUGCAAUUUCAUCUUCCACAAGAAGGCUAUUUCUUUAUAUACAAACAGAAUGUGAUGGAUGAGGAUCAGUCUUUUAGGUGGCACCAUGUUUGCCAAGGUGAUACGAUAGAGAUCUUUAACGGAAGCGUUACGGGUGGAUCCUAAUAUUUUAAUUUAUUACUCCUUUUGUUUUUUAGCCUUGCUUAAUUAGAUAGGUCUCUUGAAAUUUUUGUUUUAGUAAUUAAUUCUGGGGCUGAUGAAAUGUUGUAAAUGAUCUAGAGUUUACCAUUAUCAUUUCGUACAAGAACACUAGCUAAUUAACCUUCA
Molecule: messenger RNA, 1046 nt
Organism: Jatropha curcas
Lineage: Eukaryota; Viridiplantae; Streptophyta; Magnoliopsida; Malpighiales; Euphorbiaceae
Biological process (GO): proteasome-mediated ubiquitin-dependent protein catabolic process
Cellular component (GO): cytosol; nucleoplasm
Molecular function (GO): ubiquitin binding; proteasome binding; polyubiquitin modification-dependent protein binding
Source: RefSeq, a predicted model, not a curated record